Messenger RNA from Carya illinoinensis, 801 nucleotides. RefSeq lists its product as uncharacterized. Gene Ontology annotation, molecular function: catalytic activity. The record is from RefSeq and is a predicted model, not a curated record. The transcript has a single exon. The coding region runs from base 1 to 801 and encodes 266 amino acids. Lineage: Eukaryota; Viridiplantae; Streptophyta; Magnoliopsida; Fagales; Juglandaceae.
AUGGAGAAAAUGGAGGAGUUUGUAGGGGAAUUUUCAGUGGCUGUAUCUUUUAAGAUGGCGGAAGACAAUUUUAUGUGGGCAUUUGCAGGUAUAUAUGGGCCCAAUGCUGACAACAUUAGAAAACUUUUAUGGGAGGAAAUAGCUGGAAUUUCGAGCUGGUGGGACCUCCCCUGGUGCAUAGGCGGUGACUUUAAUAUCACAAGAUUCCCUAGUGAAAGAUCAGGAAACAGUCAACUAAGUCCAACCAUGACGGAGUUCUCAGAUUGUAUUUUUGAUUUGAACUUGGUGGACCUCCCACUUGUAGGUGGCCCUUUCACAUGGUCCAACAACCAGAUUUACUCUCGACUAGAUAGAUUCCUAAUUUCGCCAGAUUGGGAAUGUCAUUACCUGGAGGUAUCUCAAAAGAGAUUACCACGUCUAUGUUCGGAUCACUUUCCUAUUUUACUGGAUGGAGGUGGUAUUCAAGGUGGUCGGCGUUCUUUUAUGUUUGAAAACAUGUGGCUUAAAAGUGAAGGCUUUGUGGACAAGGUAAGACAUUGGUGGUCUUCUUAUCAGUUUCAUGGCACCCCCUCUUUUAUUCUCGUAGGUAAACUAAAAGCUCUAAAGAACGAUUUAAAGCAUUGGAAUUCUCAAAGUUUUGGAGAUGUGGGAGAACAAAAGCAAACCAUGACCGAGGAGAUUCAGAUUUUUGAUAGAAUCACCGAAGAAAGAGCCCUCACCCCAGAGGAACUUUUACGGAAGACAGAGCUGGUUUUAGAAUUAGAAAGAAUAUUAUCUUUAGAAGAGAUUUCUUGGCGUUAG